CGGACCAGGAGGAAAAGGGGGGGAUUGGGGUGGGGGUCUGGGGUCUGAGAGUGUCCCGGGCACAGCCCAGUGAGGGGGUCCCUCCGGUCCUCCCGCUGGUGGAGGCGGAUUCCCCCCCAAUCCCAGCUCUGCAGGGAGGGGGGUGUGGGGUGACCCCCCCCCCCCGCCACGGGGUGAUACCGGGAGGGGGAUCAUUACCGGUUAGUUGGUUAUUACCGGGCGGGAGGUGGGUUAUUACCUGUGCGCUGGUCAUUCCUGGCGUGGGGGUCAUUCCCGGGCGGUGAAUUCCGGGGUGCGGGUCAUCCUCGGGCGGUGGGUUCCCGGCGUGGGGGUCAUUCCCGGGCGGUGGGUCAUUCCCGGGCGGUGAAUUCCCAGGGUACGGGUCAUUCCCGGGCCGUGGGUCACUCCCAAGGCCGCCUGUGGCUUGCAGAGCUCCCGUCCGUGGGGCCGGGCAGGCGCGUCCCCCCCUAUGCGGGCAGGAGCCGGCGCUGGGCCAUGAGCAACGCCACUGCCCCCACGGCCCCGGGCGCGGCGGGGGACUCGCUGGUGGGCUCCGUGCUGGGGCCCUUCCUCCUCCUCACCCUCCUCGGCGCCCUCCUGGCCGCGGUGAUGUACGUCAAGAAGAAGCGCAGGUCCGACCGGCUGCGGCACCGGCUGCUGCCCAUGUACAGCUACGACCCGGCUGAGGAGCCGCCCGAGUCGGAGCAGGAGCUGCUGGUAGAGGCUGAGGAGGCUCAGGUGGUGCCCGGCUGGGGGGGACCCUCGCCCCCUUGGCCCCCACGAAGGGACUGGAGGGCCUGACUCUGCCUGGAGCACCGUGACCGGAUCCUGCCCAUGGGAGGGAAGGGAGCACGGGGGCAGCACUGGUUCCAUCAGCCAGAACGGGCAGGAUGUGCCCACAAUGAUGCCACGAUGCCACCACUGAGCACUGACCAGGAUGGGACAUCUCCUACCUCAGUGCCUGGUUUUGCCAUAUUUUUUUUGCUUGAACUGCUCCAGCAGCCCCUUGGAAAGCACCAGGAGGGCCCACUGGGGCGGGCAGACUGGCAGGGAGCAGCAGGCUCUGCUGGCAUGGGAUGCCUGGGGGAAGAUGGGGUAAAUAAACAUGUCUCUGCCUUGG
This is a messenger RNA of Serinus canaria (Common canary), 1120 nucleotides long. It is a transcript of the gene SMIM29, whose product is annotated as small integral membrane protein 29. NCBI's taxonomy places the organism in Eukaryota, Metazoa, Chordata, Aves, Passeriformes, Fringillidae. The transcript has 4 exons. Bases 496 to 801 code for a protein of 101 amino acids. The record is from RefSeq and is a predicted model, not a curated record.